GGUGCGCAGUUAGUCUGCGACACGCUCUCGCUUAAGAUGUGUGGCGCGAAGAUCGGCUUCAAGCGAGUCGCCGUUCCAUUCGCGAUACUACAAAUGCAAAUAUUCGUAAUCCAGACAAUGUUCAAGUUAUUAAUUAAAUAGUUAUUGUUGUGUUAAUGAAAUAAAGAUCGCUACUUGCGGGAACAUGCAUUCGUGCGGCAAAAUUAUUUGGCGAAUUUGAAAUAUUUCGCAAAUAAUUUGUGACAAGUGAACCCAGUAUCAAAUUGAGUGUCCACCGUGGUCCAGCUGUCACUAUGUGCUGGUGUUUACGUGUCUAUUGGACUGUUUUGCAUAAUUUGUUCACACGAUUUGUGACAACAUUUGCCGAUUCCGUUUAUAACAGUGAUCUGUGUGCGCGUUUAAUGUGUUGUUCGCAUUCUACUUGUUGUUUUUGUUGUGGUCAUUGUUUGUUUUAUAAACAUACUCAGCGUGAAGCGCGCAAAUCAAACGAUAAUGACGGAGAGCAGAGUGAAUUAACGCUAGCGGAUAUUGAAGAGGGGCUAGCCAAAGCAAACUCUCCAUUUCAACACCACGAUUACGUCAUAGUUGAUGAUAUAGACGCUAAUUAUCUGGAAAUUGAGCGCCGUAAAAUCGAAACAGAACAUUAUUAUCGUCUAGUAGAUCGCGCAUCUGCUGAGCAUAUUCUCAAUUGCCGCGAAGAUGGUGCCUGCCUAGUGCGACCGUUCAAAGAAGCGGAUCUAUCAAUAAAGUAUAUCGUAACGGUUUAUGCACAGCAACAAUAUUUCCACCUCUUCAUCAGGCAAUUAAGUGGCAAAGAUUCUUACAGCAUCGGACAGCAAAAGCCAAAUGAGAAAAUAUUCAAGUCGCCAAGCGAUAUAAUCGAUUUUUAUAGCCUUAAUGCAUUACAAUGUACAAAUAAAAAUAUUAGCGUAUGUUUAGUAUUAAAACCAAUAGUUACUUAGAAAUUAAAUAUGGAUGUACUUGUAGAUAUAUAAUUUAAUUGUACUUUAGUUAAUAUAAAUUAAUUUUAAGUAUUUAAUAUUUAUUACUUACAUAUUAAUUUUAUAGAAAAAGAGUUAAGUAUUAUAUCUAUGUAUAUUUAUAUGUAUGUAUGUACAUAUUGGAAGAGACUUGCAGCAGAUUCAUGCUAAUAAAGAUUGGAAUUUUAAA
Molecule: messenger RNA, 1170 nt
Organism: Bactrocera oleae (olive fruit fly)
Lineage: Eukaryota; Metazoa; Arthropoda; Insecta; Diptera; Tephritidae
Biological process (GO): intracellular signal transduction; cell surface receptor protein tyrosine kinase signaling pathway
Source: RefSeq, a predicted model, not a curated record